Molecule: messenger RNA, 2283 nt
Organism: Malassezia restricta
Lineage: Eukaryota; Fungi; Basidiomycota; Malasseziomycetes; Malasseziales; Malasseziaceae
Product: OPT oligopeptide transporter protein
Exons: 1
Coding region: 1-2283 (760 amino acids)
Biological process (GO): transmembrane transport
Molecular function (GO): oligopeptide transmembrane transporter activity
Source: RefSeq, a predicted model, not a curated record
AUGCAUAAUAGGCGAAUAUCAGAGGCUGUGCGUACGCGCGAUCAAAAUGCAGUACAGGAAGAGUUGGAAAGAAUAAAUGAGCCAAGAGACAAUGUUGAGCUAAGGCUGCUUGAUGAGGAAAGAUACGACAUUGGUCAUGAUAAACACGACAGAUUUGGAAUGAAUGAGGAAGAUGACUCACAUCAUCUUGUGCGACAGGUCGUGCCAGAAACAGAUGAUCCAUUUUUACCGUCGCUCACAUUACGUGCAGUCCUGCUUGGAAGUAUAUUCACAAUCCUGGGUGCGGGCAUGUCACAACUUUUUUUCUAUAAGUCGAAUGCGCCAUCUUUCAGCACAUAUUUUGUGAUACUUGUAACAUUACCUCUCGGUAGGUGGCUUGCACGCCUUCUGCCGGAUCGCGAGGUCAACCUCCUUGGCUGGCGGUUUCGUUUAAAUCCAGGUCCAUUCAGUGUGAAAGAACAUGUUUUAAUUGCCGUGACAGUGUCUUCCGGUGCAACCAGUGCAUAUGCAUCAGACAUCAUUAACAUUCAAGAAUUGUUUUUUGGUCAGCACAUGUCUGUUAUUCCGUCCCUCACGCUCCUUAUCACUACUCAGGUCAUUGGUUUCGGCUUUGCUGGUCUCGUGUACAAUUUACUUGUCCGACCACCUUCGAUGGUAUUUCCAAGCGCUCUAGUAACUGUGUCACUCUUUAAUACCCUUCAUGAUGAUGUCUCUCUCAAAACCCAAAAGCGCAUGCGUUUUUUCCUUAUUACUUUUGCGGCUAUUUUUGUGUACCAAUUCAUCCCUACCACUUUAUUCCCUACACUGAGCAGCAUUGCCGUUCUAUGCUAUUUCCAUCGCAGCAGAAUAACGCAAAUUUUGAGCUCAGGAUACAAAGGAUUUGGUAUCGCAAAUCUUAGUUUUGAUUGGAAUGUCCUUGGUAACAGCGGCCCAUUGUAUACGCCAUGGUGGGCAUCCCUCAAUUUUUACAGCGGUCUCAUCCUCAUGAUGUACGUUGUUAUGCCUCUACUAUAUUUCACGAAUUUCUGGAACGCCAAGUCGUUUCCGUCUGUUCUCAGCUCGGCACUGUACAAUACCUCUUACCAGACCUUUGACGUGAACGCCGUGCUUCAUCCAGAUAACACUCUUAAUGAGAGUGCUUGGGCGACAUACAAACCCAUGCUCCUAACGCCAUUCUUUGCUAUCUCAUAUGGUAUUAGUUUUGCCAUGCUUACCAGUACCAUCACGCAUGUAUUAUUAUGGCAUGGCAAAGAAAUUAAAAAGGCAUUAUGGGAUCCAUUGUACUCAGAUAUCCACAACCAGCUUAUGAAAGAGUAUCCAUUGGUACCACAAUCUUGGUACAUCAUAACGUUGCUACUGUCUCUUGGAAGUGCUGUGAUCCUUGUGUCAACGACGCCAUUGCAAUUCCCAGUUUGGGGACUGCUCCUGUCAGUGGGCAUGUCUUUAUUUUUCUUGAUUCCCAUUGGGAUUUUAAAAGCUGUCAGCGAUACAGGUGUGGGUCUGAAUGUGAUUACAGAAUUCGUGGCUGGGUACCUUAUUCCAGGAAAACCUAUCGGCAAUGUGUGCUGGAAGUGCUAUGGCUAUAUGAGCUGUGCACAGGCCUUGGACAUGAUUGGUGAUUUGAAGCUUGCUCACUACAUGAAAAUUAACCCAAAGCAUAUGUUUUUGGCACAGCUUUUAGGAACUGUGAUUGGAUCUAUCGUGAACUACAUGGUUGUGUGUGUGGUGCUCGCGCCUGAAAACGGGUACCGCGCAUUUUUAGACGGAAGCGCAUCGGACCCCACGGGACAAUGGGAUGGACGUAAAGUACAAAUUUUCCGCUCUGCGUCUAUUAUUUGGGGUGCAGUUGGCCCUCAGCGUUUCUUUGCUGGCAAUUAUCUGUACUUGUACUGGGGCUUUGCACUAGGUGUGGUCUUACCUUUAAUCCCGUGGCUCCUUCACAGAUAUCAUGUGCGACAUGCUUUAAAGAAGUCAAAAGAUACCAUUUACAGCCGAAUCGUCAUACCUAUAUUGCUUCACGGAGCCAUUGCACCUCCUGCAACGCCAACCAACAUUAUGUUGGGAGGCUUUGUGUGUGCGUUCCUUUCGCAGAAAUGGAUGCGUGAGCGUUACCCUCAUUGGUUCAGGAAGUACAACUAUGUCCUUUCAGCCGCAUUGGAUGCUGGCUCUUCUGUGAAUGCUCUAACCGUCUUUUUACUAUCCAUCACGUUGUUUCGCUGGUACGGCACACCUCAUUUCUUCCAAUCGAGUGAUACGGACGUGGAGCAUUGCAAGGUUGACUGA